AUCAUUCUCUAUUUCCCUUCUUCGGUCUGAUUUUCACCCUCACGCAGCGCCAUCAGCCGCCGGAGAAGGCUGCUCAACCUGGUUCCGAACUCCCUGCAAGUUGCAGUCUUCCAUCCGUCGUCCGACACUUGGCCCUACUUUCUGAACCUUGCCACUGCCGCCUCGUCCGGUUCCUGUUCAUACUCAAACAUCGACGUCUCAGCUAUGUCGGAAUCUUGAAACCGUAGUCCAUGCUCCGCUACCAUACCGCCGCUGUCCACUCUCUCACCAGCUCCUUGCUGAUAAGCUACGAUCUGUCGGAAUCUUUGCUCGCUGUCAGAACCUUUCCUUGCUGCAGGACCUCCGCGAUCCGUACUGGGAAAUUCUUGCUUGUGGUUUCAAAUGAUGGAUUUCUCAUGGCUGAGUGCUAUUCUACUUGGGGCUGGCUGCCUUGCUUUUGGAUACUGCAUAGGUAGACACUGUCCUACUUGUUUAUUCUUCUCAAAAAGAGGAGGUAAGAACAAUGCAGUUGUUAAAGCAAACAAGAAGGUCAAAGAACCAUUUGAAAUUGAAAAGUUGGCUGAUAUUCUAGAAGAUUUUAAAAUGGUAUUGGUGGUAAGAAACGAUCUUAAGAUGGGUAAAGGGAAAAUUGCUGCCCAAUGCAGGUUCAAAUAUCUAUGCUAGCUUGGCUAAUCUUUUUUAAUUUUUUUAUUGGUGCAAAUGUUAACUGUUGAGAUUGGAUUUUUAUAUUAAACCACACAAAUAAUUAAGUUUUUUUUCUUCUUUUCUUUUUUUCUUUUUCUGGCCAACUAAUUAAGUGUUGUUGAAAUUGAGUUAUUUGAUUGUUGAUGGAUCCUUUGUUCACUUCAAUAUGCUGUAUCAAAUGCGACUUGUUAUUAUUUUACUUUGGAGGAUGAAUAUCCUUAUGUGGAAAAAGAGGUAAAUGUCCUAUUGAAAUCUAGUUUAUUUGUCAUACUACUAGAGUGCUUGGGUUUGAUAUGCAGGCAUUUGUUGAACAUAGCUCCUUUUUUAAAUUGCCCAGCAUAGAUGAUAUGUCUAUGAUCAAACCAUUUAACUCCAUUUGCUGUAGUGCAUUUGAAGGAAGGCAACAAAACAUAAUAGAGAAUAGAUAGCAGCUUGAAGGACAUUAAUCAGAGCACUAGAUUUUUUUGUAUGAUUCAAUUGAAUGAAAAUGGAGUUAAACCCAUGGAGAGGUGUAAUGAAUGAGAUGUCCUAUUCUUUCUGUCACAUCUCUAGCAUUUGUCAUAAAAAGAGAGUGAUCAAGCUCUAUACUCGCAUCAGCUUUAUUUGGCAUGAAUAAAUUGUAAAUUUGCCAUCCACGACUUUCUCUUUGUUGUUUUUGUUGAAAGUUAGAAUCUGGGACCAUUUCACAGAGUAACUUAUUAACCUCUGUUCCAUAAAACAAUUAUCCUGCAUGAUGGUGGAUUGAUUGAUGAUUCUAGGUUGGUUGCUUUUAAUUUUUUGACUUUCUUUCUGGUAUUCGACUGCAUUUCAUUCUUGUUUAUGAUCAAAAUAUUUGCUUCCAUUGUUUAGUCAUGCAACUUUGGGUCUCUACAAAAAGCUCUUGAAUCGGGCACCAAAAGCUUUAAACAGGUGGGAGAUGUGUGCUCAGCCUAAGGUGGUUGUGAAAAUAGAGAGCGAGGAAGAUAUGCUUGUUUUGCAAGAGAGAGCAAAAUCGCUGAACUUACCAACACAUAUUACUAUAGAUGCAGGAAGAACUCAGAUUGCACCCAAUUCAAGGACUGUGAUGGCUAUUCUUGGACCUGUUGAAGUGGUUGAUGAUGUAACAGGCGGAUUGAAGCUCUUAUAAUCAAGUGAAAUUUAGAGCAUAGAAGUGAAGUGAUAGAGUUUUGAGGGGACUGAUUCCUUAGAAGACUGAAUUUUAUCAUUAAACCUUUUUGAAGGGUAACUGCUUGGAUAUUUGAAAUAUUCUUCAUCUAGUGAUGGAACCCUUAAGAUUCUAUCGUGUAUUGUGAUGAUAAUGAUAAGCUUUUAUAGAAAGCUCAAUCAUAACGUGUUCUGAAUACCAAAUUAGGUAACUAUUAUAUGGACAUGCCAAAAUGAUUCCUAUGAUUUUUAGUUGAUCUUGUAUUUCUCAUCAGAUGACACAAGGGAACACAUU
Molecule: messenger RNA, 2122 nt
Organism: Rubroshorea leprosula
Lineage: Eukaryota; Viridiplantae; Streptophyta; Magnoliopsida; Malvales; Dipterocarpaceae
Source: the annotation of a GenBank genome assembly